GCGCGCAGCGCGCAGGCGUGAUCCAGUCUGAGCCGCGCGAGCUGGAGGCCAGUCGCUCGUGCAGCGCGUCUCUUCCGUUUCCUGAGCUCCACCUCUCCCGCCGGACAUGCCCUCCGGACCCCGGCGACGCUCCGCGCCUCUCCCCGGCGCGUGAAUGGCCCCCCGCCAUGGACGAAACGCCGUUCCAGAAAGUCAAGACGCGGCGCAGGAGGAGCCACUGCCCGCCGGGGGUCAUCGUCUGCGAGGACGAGUUCGACUGCAAGGAGCUCGAGUCGCUCUUCCGCAGCUACAGCCUGAAGCUGGAGCAGACGCGCACGCUGACGGCGCUGACGGUGCUCGCGCUGCUGGCGUCCAGCCUCAGCCUGCUGGAGCUGCUGCUGUCCGGCGCCAGCCUCACCGUUGCCAAGGGCUCGUACCCGGUGCACUCUGUUGUCUUCGUCUCGCUCUUCAUCGUCACCAACGUCAAGUACCUGCGGGCGAGCCAGCUGCAGCAGAUCGCGCACCUGAGCCUGCUCUUCUGCUUCAGCUUCUCGCUGCUGUGUUGCCCGUUCGCCGCGGCUCCGGAGCACGGCGUGUGGCAGCUGCUGCUGCUGACGUUCGUGGCGUACGCGCUGCUGCCGGUGCGCACGCUGCUGGCGCUGCUGUUCGGUGUGCUGGUGUCCCUGGCGCACACCAUCGUCACGGCUGCGUCGGUGACGGCGAAGACGCAGCGGCUGUGGAGAGCGCUGGUUGCGAACACGCUGCUCUUCACCGGAGUGAAUCUGUCGGGUCUGUUUGUGCGGAUCCUGAUGGAGAGAGCACAGCGCAGAGCCUUCCUACAGGCCCGAGACUGCCUCGAGGAGAAACUGCGCAUGGAGGACGAGAACGAGAAGCAGGAGCGUCUGCUGAUGAGUCUGCUGCCCAGAAACGUGGCCAUGGAGAUGAAGGAGGACUUCCUGAAACCUCCAGAGAGGAUCUUCCACAAGAUCUACAUCCAGCGCCAUGAUAACGUCAGUAUCCUGUUUGCGGAUAUCGUGGGCUUCACGAGUCUGGCGUCGCAGUGCACAGCGCAGGAACUCGUUAAACUCCUCAACGAGCUCUUCGGCAAGUUUGACGAGCUCGCCACGGAGAAUCACUGUCGGCGGAUCAAGAUUCUGGGCGACUGUUACUACUGUGUGUCCGGCCUGACGCAGCCCAAGACGUAUCACGCUCACUACUGCGUGGAGAUGGGUCUGGACAUGAUCGACACCAUCACGUCGGUGGCUGAAGCUACAGAGGUGGAUCUGAACAUGCGUGUGGGUCUGCACACAGGAAGGGUGCUCUGUGGUGUGUUGGGCCUCAGAAAGUGGCAGUAUGACGUGUGGUCCAACGAUGUGACGCUGGCCAACGUGAUGGAGGCUGGAGGACUGCCGGGGAAGGUGCACAUCACUCCCUCCACGCUGGAAUGUCUAAAUGGAGAUUACGAGGUGGAGCCAGGAAACGGCCGUGAGAGACACUCGUUCCUGCUCAAACAUGACAUCGAGACCUUCUUCAUAGUGCCAUCUCACCGCAGGAAGAAACAAAGUGCAGAUGUGCGUAUGAAUAUUAUUCCUGGUCUGAUCCUGUCAGACAUCAAACCUGCCAAAAAGAUGAAGUUUAAGACGGUGUGUUACUUGCUGGUGCAGCUCAUGCACUGCCGCAAGAUGUUCAAGGCUGAGAUUCCCUUCUCCAACGUCAUGAACUGUGAGGACGGGGACAAGAGGAGGGUGCUGCGCUCGGCGCCAGAGAAGCUGAGGAACCGGACCUCCACGACGGCUAACGCGACCCAGAGCAGCCCGGGGACACGGGUCAACCGCUACAUCAGCCGUCUGAUCGAGGCCCGGCAGAUGGAGUCCGACACGGCUGACCUUCACUACCUCACGCUCACCUACAGAGACUCGGAGCGAGAGCGCCGGUAUCAUCAGCUGAAUGACGAGUACUUCACCGGCGCUGUGCUUCUGUCUCUCGUCCUCACGGCUCUGAUCGCCAUCCUCUACCUGCUCAUCAUGCCACAGGGGAGGCUCGUGUUGGUGUUGCUGGUCUUCUGCAUCUGUUUCCUGGUCGUGUGUAUCAUGUACCUGCACAUCUCAAGAGUUCAGUGUUUUCCAGGGUGCCUCACCAGACAGAUCCGGACCGUGCUGUGUGUGUCCAUAGUGCUCUUAAUAUACGCCGUGGCCCAGGCCUGUGUGGUGGGCUGCAUGCCGUGGCUCUGGACGUCUAACUCCACGCGCUCCAUCGUGAUCAUCGACGUGUCCGCAGGGCUGAACCGCACCAUGGCAGAGCUGCCGUGUGAAGGAGCGCAGUACUCCCUGCUGUGCUGCAUGCUGGGGACGCUGACCGUGGCGCUGUUCCUGCGAGUGUCCUGGCUGUCCAAACUCCUGCUGCUGCUGCUGCUGCUGCUGCUGUACGUCACAGUGCUGGAGCUCAGCGGAUUCAGACGCUCCUCGGGGACGGUGUUGAUGAGCGCUCGCGGUCUGGAGCCCAUCCUCUCUCUGCUGCUGUUCUUCACCACUCUCGCCCUUCACUCCAGACAGAUGGAGCUCAAGCUGCGCCUGGACUUCCUCUGGGCCACGCAGGCGGAGGAGGAGAGAGACGGCAUGGAGAAAGUCAAACUGGACAACAAGAGGAUCCUGUUCAACCUGCUGCCGGUUCAUGUGGCUCAGCACUUCCUGCUGUCUAACCCCAGAAACAUGGAUCUGUAUUACCAGUCCUACGCUCAGGUCGGGGUGCUGUUCGCUUCCAUUCCCAACUUUAAUGACUUCUACAUCGAGCUGGACGGAAACAACAUGGGCGUGGAGUGUCUGCGGCUGCUCAACGAGAUCAUCGCCGACUUCGACGAGCUCAUGGAUAAAGAGUGUUAUAAAGACAUUGAGAAGAUCAAGACCAUCGGCAGCACGUACAUGGCAGCGGUGGGUUUAGUGCCCACCAUCGGAACCAAGGAAAAGAGAUCCACGGCAGAGCACCUGAGCACCAUCGCAGACUUCGCCAUCGAGAUGUUUGACGUUCUGGAUGAAAUCAACUACCAGUCAUAUAAUGACUUCGUCUUGAGAGUGGGUAUUAAUGUGGGUCCGGUGGUGGCCGGGGUCAUCGGGGCCCGCCGGCCGCAGUAUGAUAUCUGGGGAAACACUGUGAACGUGGCCAGCCGCAUGGACAGCACCGGAGAGCCUGGGAAGAUACAGGUGACGGAGGAAGUGAACCGUCUGCUUCAGAGCGACUAUGAUCUGGUGUGCCGUGGCAAUGUCAGCGUGAAGGGCAAAGGUCAGAUGCUCACAUAUUUCCUGGAGGGUAAAGCGCAGGAUCCGGGGACCCGAGCGCCGCAUCACACCGGGGGCCUGGAGCGCAGGGUUCACGCCAUCGCCCGCUCCAGCAGCACACGCACCAAAGCCGGCAGCACCGCGUCCGUGGCCGGGUCGGCGUGAGCAGCAGCACUCAGGGGUCACGAAGCACCGCCGCUAAUGUGCCUACGCUAGGAGAAGAGCAGGAGGUCAAAGGGGGGAGAUGUAGGACCAAUGGUCUGCAGGAGGAAAGAAUGAACCCUCAUCUUCUCCUAACACAUCCCUGCUCCAGCUGUGAACAGAUCUUCACUGCACGCUCCUUUAGAGACUGUCUUUGCCACUUUUUACCAUCACAUCAGUUCCUCCUGCAUAAACUCAGGUCCUGUCCUGCAUUUCUUUCCUUCGUGGAUCAUGACAUUAGUGUGGCUGUGAAAGUUAUUUCAAGUCGCCAUCCAUGAAUUCACAAAGAAUUCUGUCUCCAUGGAACAUCCAGGUUAAAAAAAACACUUCUGUAAUGUACUUAAAGUCCUCUAUUUUCACUCAGCUAUUUUGUACUUAAUAUACUAAAAAUGAUUAUUUAAUACUUCUUAAGAUAAACUUAAGAUCAACUAAGCGUACUCAACCCUGCUAUUUUGGGACACCAUGAAUAUGAACUAAAACGUGCUUUUAAUGUACUAUCUUUGUGUUUGAAAAAUGUAUUUAUUUACCACUUGUAGUACACUUGAACCAUCUUUCAUACACUAAUACACUCAAGUGUACUACAAGCAGUGACUAAAUACAGUUUUUUAAAUACAGAGGUAGUAUGUUAAAAGCACAUUUUAGUUCAUAUUCAUGGCGUUCCAAAAUAGCACAGGUAUAUCAUAUACUGAUAUUAUAUAUCAAUACACACUGAUUCAAAGCAGCAUGUGUGUAUGUAGAGCUGGAGAAAUCAGGGAGUUUGAUGACAGCUUCAUCAUCAUCAUCAUCAUCAUCCUCGGCUGCAGUCACACUGAUAGACUGUUCUGACACUACAAACUACAAUCUGAUGUUUAUAUUCAUACAUACACUGGAGUCCAAAUCAUCUGACACUACACUGAAAAAGCUUCAGUUUCACAUUCUCAUGACUGAAUGUAAUUUUCAGUACAAAUUUCAUUAGCAGAAUCAAACAGAGUGAGGUGUAGUUACUGGAGUGAAAAAAAAAUGAAUGUGAAAGUGUCAGAUGAUUAGAGACACUCGUUUACUUGCGGUAAUAGAAUGUUUGUUAUCUGGUGUUUACUAAUGCUCUCAACAUUAUUUAUACGUCAUUCAUGGAAUGUUUUAUUUCUGAACCGUUUUAAUUGUUCAUCUGAUGUUUUUUAAGUCACCACUAACUACUCAAAACAUCCAAAGAACAUUAAAAAAAAAUAAUAAUAAUAAAUAAAAACAAAAAACAUUCCCAUUAAUAUUUUGUAUCUUAGAUUGUCAGUGUGGUGUCAGGCAUUUGGACGCCACUGUUUGUGUGUAUGUUGUGAUAAAGUGUAUGAUUAACAGGGACAAGUCUCUACAUACUGAAUAUGUGCCAAUUAAAUAAUAUCUCAAUCUGAAGUGUAAUGAUUGGACAUGAUUUUGUCAUCAGCAUUCACUGUAAUAAUACCAGUGUGACAUUCAAAUGACUGAAACUGUCAAAUACUCUGUUUUAAACAGUAAGAGAACUAUGUGCACAAGAGGUUUUCACUCAUGAAUGUGUGACGUGUUACUGAGGCUUUUACCAGAGCCAGGCGGAUGGUUUGAUGUUAAAGAGGUCAGUUAUGUGAAGUCUGUAUGUGGGCACAAGGGUACAGUGACCAUCUACUGACACAGAGGUCAACAACCCGUCCAUGAGGACAACACACACACACACACACACACACACACACACACACACACACACACACACACACACACACACACACACACACACAGCAUAUAGAUCUCUGUGUUUUUACAAGCACAAAACUCAUUCUCUGAUUCUGUACAUUUCUGAGACUGUCUGUGAGGAGAAACACUGACUCUUUCUAUAUUUCUAUGGCAAAUGUUUAUUUUCAUGCUGAUGUUUUGAAUCAUGAUGCUUUUCUUCUUCAGGGUAUGAAUCGAUCUCUCAGUUGCUCUCUGUACUGUCGAUACAGUAUUCUUGCCUUAUUUGACACGCUUGCGGUGCUUCAAGUCAUUUGCCUUUUUGCUCUUUGAUAUACAGAAGUGUAUUUUGUAAAUACAGCGAUGUAUGAUAUACUGUCCUUUGUACAGCGUUAACCUGAGUAAUACAAGAUUUUGUAAUAAAGAGAGUAUUGAAGUAUAACUGUU
This is a messenger RNA of Cyprinus carpio (common carp), 5570 nucleotides long. RefSeq names its product adenylate cyclase type 1-like. The coding region runs from base 168 to 3416 and encodes 1082 amino acids. Gene Ontology annotation, molecular function: adenylate cyclase activity. The transcript has 21 exons. Lineage: Eukaryota; Metazoa; Chordata; Actinopteri; Cypriniformes; Cyprinidae. Gene Ontology annotation, cellular component: plasma membrane. Gene Ontology annotation, biological process: cAMP biosynthetic process; adenylate cyclase-activating G protein-coupled receptor signaling pathway; intracellular signal transduction. The record is from RefSeq and is a predicted model, not a curated record.